This is a messenger RNA of Ictalurus furcatus (blue catfish), 6015 nucleotides long. RefSeq names its product free fatty acid receptor 3-like. NCBI's taxonomy places the organism in Eukaryota, Metazoa, Chordata, Actinopteri, Siluriformes, Ictaluridae. The record is from RefSeq and is a predicted model, not a curated record. Gene Ontology annotation, biological process: cellular response to fatty acid; G protein-coupled receptor signaling pathway. The transcript has 2 exons. The coding region runs from base 579 to 1556 and encodes 325 amino acids. Gene Ontology annotation, cellular component: plasma membrane. Gene Ontology annotation, molecular function: G protein-coupled receptor activity.
GCUGUCUGUAACUACUGACCUGCACACGUUUCACACACCCACACACCCACUUCUCGGACAUAAUGACAUACAGGAGGGAUGUAUCCACGGAGAGUGGAUAGAGAGUUUGGGUGGCUCGGGCUUAUUAAUUUUCCAUGAUCAAAUGGCGAGAGCAAACAUUGAGGCGAGGACAGUGAGGAAGCAGGCAGCAGAUAGACCCUCGCCUCCGAUCAAAGCAGCUGGACAGCAUUCAGAUAAGCACCACUCCUCCCCAGUCACAGUUCUGAGAACUGUCCACAGCAGUCAAGGAAUAUUACAUCAUUUUUAAUUCUUCUGCCUUGUGCAAUUUGGUAUCUUUUUACGCCUCACUGCGGGAAUGCACAUGAAGAAGUGCUAAGACUUCUUAAAAAGAGCUGAUUCACUUUCUUUUCCGGACAAGGAAGUGUGUAACAGUAGGACUCUUCUGCGUCAUGCAUUGUCUUUGCUUGUGAAGCAACUAAGGCAAAGUUUUAAAAGUAAAGAAUUGGUGAUAAGAAAGAAUUGAAAUAAAAAAAAUGAGGUGAGGCCUCUUGGCAGAUUGUUUUUUCCAUGAGCAAGCCAUGCAGCAGUGUGAGACCAUCCUUUGCCUUUCGGUCUACAUCAUCACCUUCGUCACAGGCUUCCCAUGCAAUGUCCUGGCUUUCUACACGUUCAGUUGCAAGGUGUGGAGAAAGCCAGCGCCCAUAGACAUCCUCCUGCUCAACCUGACCAUCUCAGACCUCCUAUUCCUUCUCUUCCUGCCCUUUAAGAUGAAAGAGGUGGUCGAUGGCAUGCACUGGAACAUGCCGUACUUCCUGUGCCCACUGUCCGGCUUCAUCUUCUAUAUGACCAUCUACAAUAGUACGUUUUUUCUUACUGCGGUAAGUGUCGAGCGCUACCUGGGAGUUGCUUUCCCCAUCCAGCAUUCGUUGAGACGACGACCCUUUUACGCCGUGGUGGCCUCCGUCUUCCUCUGGGCGCUCUCCAUGCUCCAUCUUAGCAUUGUCUACAUAGUACCGUACUACGACCCAGCUGGGACAGGUCCACCACCCAGGAAUGUGUGCUAUGAGGAGUUCACUGAUGCCCAGCUGCGCAUUCUGUUGCCUGUGCGCUUGGAGCUGUGCAUUGUGCUGUUCGGCAUCCCGCUGCUCAUCUGCACUUUCUGCUACAUCAACUUCAUUCACAUUCUGUCACGUUUGCCAAACAUUGGCAGACGGAGGAAGCUUCGAGCCAUUGGACUUGCCUUGGGCACGCUGCUGGUGUUCGCACUGUGCUUUGGACCAUACAACGUCUCGCAUGUGGUAGGAUUCAUCACCAAAAGCAGCCCUGCAUGGAGAGACAAGGCACUGCUACUCAGCACUUUCAAUGCCUGCCUGGAUCCACUCAUAUUUUACCUGUCCUCGGCAGCUGUCCGGAGCAUGCUGGCAUCAAUGGCGCAGGUUGUGUGGCACAAAAUAAAGGCGUGUAACAGUGUUCUUUUCUGCCGGAGACUGGGAAAAGAUGGGCAUGAGAGUACUAAAAACUCAUUCCCAAGACCAGGCGAGAUUAACGCUCUUUGACAGAAAUUGGUGGCAAGAACAGGAUGGGACCACAUCCUUGUGUUUUCCACCAUCCUUUUGGAAAAGGCUGCAAUCAUUUCAGUGGAUUUAUACUUUAAUCCACAAAGGAACAAUUGCACAGCACCUGGAAUAGUUGGGGAUUUAGAACUUUGCUUGAAGACAAUAAAAAUCCACCCUUCGGAGGUUAUUUAUUUCUGGGAACCAAAUUCAGAUGUAAUACACAGUAAGAGCGAGAACUUUCUUAGUUCUUAGUCUUAGUGAGCAGACCUGGAACUGCUAACCCCAAACCUUAUCUACAACAACAUAUUUUAACAUGCCUGUAUGGCUUGAUGUAAGUAAUGCCCCUAUGUUUCCUGCAUAUGAUAAGGGCUUGGACAACAGGCCUCAUAUGGGAGCUUUAUUGGAGAGUCAGCAGCAAGAGAAGAUAUACAUCAUAUACAACCCAUUGUGUACACACGACAGCCAUACGGUAUAUUGAGUGUUUACAUACAGAAGACCUGUGGUUUAUGAAUGUUUAGCCUCGAAUAUGUUUUCUUGUGCUUGCUUCUUCAAGCCAGAAUUAAAGACAUGCACUGCACCGGGCAUAUUGAGCGGUGGGCAAACAAAAAAAAGGACCCUUCACCUGGACUGCUCAGUAUGAUUGGGUGGAGAUAAAGCACAGAGUCACAGUUUGUUCAGCGUGGAGAUAAAGGAUCUGCAAUAGCAGGCAGUACUUGGGUCAAUAGAACUCGCUCUUUCACCUGUUCCAGCUUAAUAUUUGCAGGUUAUUUGGUUCUUGGAAAAACGGACAAUAGAUGAUGGACUGAGAACUAACACCAGACGUUAUUUGAGAGAGAAAAGAAAAAAAGGAAUAUACUGUAGAGCAAACACACACACACACACACACACACACACACACACACACACACACACACACACAAAUAUUCAGGCUUUCAAUAUUUCAGAUUCUAACUUCAGUUCAGGAAAUGACAAGACCGGUAAACCUUUCAUACCUCAACCAAAAAAACAAAUCAAUAAAAAGCAAAGAAACGAAUAACAAUAAAACAUUAUACCUUGUUUUUAAUGAAAUUCUUCAAAUCUUACAGCAGCGAAGCCUGAUUAUCUUGUCAACCCUACCGCAAAGAGCAAUUCAUCAGGCGCAGCCUGAAAUUAGCUGUCAUUACCUAACGUGUUUAUUGGAGAACCAUGAGGAGUAUAUUGCUUAUUGUAAUGUCCGCCGUCCGUUUCUGGCCUCUACGGCAUCAUAAAAUUUUUAUCGUAUAUUUCCCUCUUGCUCAUAACCGUCUCGAAUCUCCCUACAGGAUACUGGUGCAUGAGUUAUGAUUUAUGAACCUAAUAAAUAUUUGGAUAAGGUUAUUGUCUUUGAUUGCUAAUCUUGGGUUGUGUGUGUAAGUGUGUGUGUAUACAGUAUGUGGGUUUGUAUGUGUGUGUAAAUGUACUCUACUAAGUAUGAGCAGUGAGAAACAAACGCACAUGAAAUACGAAUGCUGAAGCCAUAUAAAUGAUGAAAUUUAAGUUGAUGACUUGGGUAUUCACAUACAGAUUUAUGUGUGUAAUGCAUCAUCUCUUUUUCUAUGGAUGAGCCAAGGGGUUUAACCCUUCUAAAAAGGUUCUACAUGGAACCUUCAAAAAAAAAACAACCACAGUUUAUAUAUAAAUUUUUUCAUAAAAGAGUCUAUAGAGUGGUGCUUGAAAGUUUGUGAACCCUUUAGAAUUGUGUUUCUGCCUAAAUAUGACCUACAGCAUUGUCGGGUUUUCACACAAUUCCUAAAAGUAGAUAGAGAACCCAAUUAAACAAAUGAGACAGAAAUAUUAUACUUGGUCAUUUAUUUAUUGAUGAAAAUAAUACAAUAUUUCAUACAGUAUCUGUGGCAAACGUAUAGGAAACUUUGCUUUCAGGAUCUGGUGUGAGCCCCUUGUGCAGCAAUAACUGCAACUAACUGCAACCUGUGUCUCGUUUCACCCUGAUUCCCACCACAAAUUCUUUAUGGUUCUUGUUUUCGCUGUUUUUGUUUAUUUGUUUGCACUUUAUUUCGUAAAGGUCCGCACUCGCAUCCUUCUCCGCUAGAAUAGCAACAGAAUAAAUCAAUUUGUAUCUUGAAAAGAGUAAAGGCAACCUAAAACAGGCCAGAUAAUCGUAUUCGAUUUUUUUUUAUUUGAAAAAAAUCCUGAUAAGAAAUAAAAGGAAAUCAAGUUAAAGUAUCUUGAAUAAAUAAAUAAAUAAAUAAAUAAAUAAAAGUCCCAGUGCUGUCAAAUUCUCGACAUUGAUUGGUCAGAAGGUGUUGAUUAAAACAGCGAUUCUGACAGUAGUUUUUUUUUUUUUUUUUUUUGCAAAGACAUAAGACUAAACCAUAAUUAUCUUUAUUUAUUUAUUUAUUUAUUUAUUUACUUGUAAAUCAACCUAGAAAUUUCAAUUUAGUGAACUUUUUAACAGCCUGGCCAACCGUCAAAGCUUUGGCACCUAGAUGUUACAAGACAGCUUUAAUUAAACAUCAACAGUACAUAACAGAACGAGAUAAUGUUCCAGGAUCAAAUAAUUACAAUAAUGAUUAGGAGGCAUGUUUGCCAUCUUGUUUCUGUCACUAAGUACAACAUAUAAACACUGUCAAGGUGGAGAAAAGCAAAGUCUUUCUACUAGCCUACUACAUAUAUAGUGCUGUGAUUUCUUCUGUUUUUGGGUAUAUCUCAUAAAUAUGUUUCAGAAAUGAAAGCAAAAUCUAAGAUAAAACAAAGGCAAUCUGAGUAAACACUCAUUAAAGUUUUUAAACGAUAAUGUUAUUUAUUGAAGCAAAAAAAAGUUAUCCAAUACCAACUGGGCCUGUGUGAAAAUGUAUUUGCCCCCAUAGUUACUAAUUCUCCAAAUCCAUGAAACUGCAUUCAUAAUGAGGUUCAACUGGACUAGAUGCAACCAGGCCUGAUUACUGCAAACCCUGUUCAAUCAAAUCAACACUUAAAUAUAACUUUUUCAACAGCAUGAAGUUGGUUAAAAGGUCUUACCCAGUAACACACUAUGAGAAAGUUGAAAGAAAUUCCAGAGAUGAUGAGAAAGAACGUAAUUGAAAUACAUCAGUCUUGGAAGGGUUACAAAGCUAUUUCAAAGGCUCUGGGACUCCAAAGAACCACAGCGAGAGCCGUUAUCUCCUAGUGGAAAAAGUGAACCUGUGCACCGGUAGUGAACCUUCCCAGAAGUGUCCGACUUUCCAAAAUUCCUCCAAGAAUUUCCAAAAUUCUUCCAAAAUUCUUCCAAAACUUCCAAAAUUCCUCCAAGACUUCCAUCCAGGAAGUCACAAAAGAGCUAAGGACAACAUCAAAGGACCUACAGGCCUCGCUUGCAUCAAUAAGGGUCACUGUUCAUGACUCCACUAUCAGAAAGACACUGGGCAAAAAUGGUGUCCAUGGAAGACUGGUGAGGCGUAAACCAUUGCUAAAACAGAAAACAUUAAGGCUCAUCUGUAUUUUGCCAAAACACACCUUGAUGAUCCUCAAACCUUUUUGGGAGAAUGUUCUGUGACUGAUGAGUAGAAAGUGGAAUUGUUUGGAAGACAGGGGUCCCGUUACAUCUGGCGUAAACCAAACACUGAAUUCCACAAAAAGAACAUCAUACCUACAAUCAAGCAUGGUGGUGGCAGUGUGAUGGUGUGGGGAUGCUUUGCUGCUUCAGGGCCUGGGCAACUUGCACUAAUUGAGGGAAACAUAAAUUCUUCUCUCUACCAGAAAAUCCUAAAGGAGAAUGUCGAGUCUUCAGUCCGUAAGUUGAAACUCAAGCGCAACUGGAUUAUACAGCAAGACAAUGAUCCAAAGCGUAGGAGUAAAUCCUAAUCCUAGAAGUAAGUGAAAGUCUGAUCUCCAGUUAUCAGGAGCGUUUGGUUGCAGUUAUUGCUGCUGCAGAUGGCACAACCGGAUUGUAGGUUUAAGGGGGCAAUUAGAUUUUCACAUGGGUGAUAGAUGUUGGAUAACUUUUUUUGCGUAAAUAAAAAUAAAUAAAUAAAUAAACACUGUAUUGUGUGUUUACUCAGGUUGAAUUUGUUUUACGUUGUAUUUCAUUUGAAGAUCUAAAACUAUUUAAUAUGAGAUUUACACAAAAACAGAAUAAAUCAGGAUGGGGCAAAUAUGUAUACAUAUGAAUGUUUACAUUAUCACUUUAGGCAAAUACAGCUGCUGUUGGCUGUACACUGAUCCCAAACCAAUGCAAAAAUGCCCCUAAACAGCUGGCAGUAAAGAUAGCCAUUCAGUAAGAAUACAUCCUCAUUAUUACCUCAGGGGCAAAGAUGGUGUUGAAGUCGAGAAGAACCUACCUAGUGCAUUGUCCUAGUACAUCGACACUGAUCUCACAUUUGUGGGGACUGUGGAUGAACAACAGCUGUAAAAUACCAUACAGGAUGGAGGUCAUUUCUUCAUCUCCAUCAUUACUGUGUUCCUUCUCCUCAUUCAUCCUCAAAGCAUUAAUAUCACAUCCUGC